GAGGUCAGGAACCCAGAAGCCAGGAUCUAGUUUGACGCAGACCUGCGGGAGGCGGGCGGUAACGGAUGCGUUCUCCCUGACACCGGUGCCUUCGCCUCUCUGCGCCCUGCAGGCGCCCCCAGUUCCCCAGCCUCCCAGACCUCGCGUCUGCCCCGGGGCUCAGCUCCCAGGGACUUCCGGGAGCAGCUGGCCCCGCCCCAAGGCUCCUUCGGGCUGCGCGAUUGGCACCGCGGGCCGGGGGCAGGGCCGGAGCGCCGAGCCAACGUGAUGGCGUCAGGGGCCGGGGCGCCGCUUCCUGUUGUCAGUGGCCGAGGGAGCGCAUCGUCGGCUCGGAGGCUGAGGGGCUGCCGCGGCCGGGAGCGCCCCUCGCCUCGCUCCUCGCUCCGCUUGGUGUCAUGUGAUUCUCUGAGGGAGCAGCUGCGUGAGUGGAGAUGCUUUCAGUGGUGGAGAAUGGACUGGACCCCCAGGCUGCCAUCCCGGUCAUCAAGAAGAAGCUGGUGGGAUCCGUGAAGGCCUUGCAGAAGCAGUACGUGUCCCUGGACACGGUGGUCACUAGUGAAGACGGAGAUGCCAACACCAUGUGCAGCGCCCUGGAGGCCGUAUUUAUCCAUGGCCUGCACGCCAAGCACAUCCGAGCUGAGGCCGGAGGAAAAAGGAAGAAAAGUGCCCACCAGAAGCCUCUGCCCCAGCCUGUCUUCUGGCCCCUCCUGAAAGCUGUCACCCACAAACACAUCAUCUCAGAGUUGGAGCACCUGACGUUUGUCAACACGGAUGUGGGCCGCUGCCGGGCAUGGCUGCGGCUGGCCCUGAACGAUGGCCUGAUGGAGUGCUACCUGAAGCUGCUGCUGCAGGAGCAGGCCCGCUUGCAUGAGUACUACCAGCCCACCGCCCUGCUCCGGGAUGCUGAGGAGGGCGAGUUCCUCCUUAGCUUCCUGCAGGGCCUCACGUCCUUGUCCUUCGAACUCUCCUACAAGUCUGCCAUCUUAAAUGAGUGGACGCUCACCCCACUGGCCCUGUCUGGGCUUUGCCCGCUUUCUGAGCUGGACCCUCUCUCUACCUCUGGUGCAGAACUACAGCGGAAGGAAUCUCUGGAUUCCAUUUCCCAUUCUUCAGGCUCUGAAGACAUCGAAGUCCAUCACUCGGGCCAUAAGAUACGGAGGAACCAGAAGCUGACUGCCUCCUCCCUCAGCCUGGACACGGCCAGUUCAUCCCAGCUGUCCUGCAGCCUAAACUCUGAUAGCUGCUUACUCCAAGAGAAUGGCUCCAAGAGUCCAGACCAUUGCGAGGAGCCCAUGUCCUGUGACUCAGACCUGGGCACAGCAAAUGCUGAGGACUCAGACCGGUCUCUGCAAGAGGUAUUGUUGGAAUUCAGCAAAGCCCAGGUAAACUCUGUGCCAACCAACGGACUGAGCCAAGAAACGGAGAUCCCCACACCACAGGCCUCGCUCUCCCUCCAUGGCCUCAACACCAGCACACACCUGCACUGUGAGGCACCUGCAGAGCCCCUUCCUGCCCAGGCAGCCUCUGGAACUCAAGAUGGUGUCCACGUGCAGGAGCCGUGUCCCCAGGCACCGCGUCCCCAGGCGCCCAGCCCCCUGGACUUACAGCAGCCUGUAGAGAGCACCUUAGGCCAGCAGCCUUCUAGUACUGUCAGCGAGACAGCCAGAGAAGUGGGCCAACGGAAUGGCCUGCAGAAGGCCCAGGCUCAUGACGGAGCUGGUCUGAAGCUGGUAGUUUCCUCACCCACCAGUCCGAAAAACAAGAGCUGGAUCUCAGAGGAUGACUUCUACCGGCCUUCCCGGGAGCAACCCCUGGAGAGUGCUUCAGACCACCCAAUAGCUUCUUACAGGGGGACUCCAGAGUCAAGGCCUGGUCUCCACAGGCAUUUUUCUCAAGAACCAAGAAAAAACUGCUCCCUGGGGGUGUUAGACCAAGCGUGUGUACCUUCCCCAGGAAGAAGGCAAGCCCAGGCAGCCCCAUCCCAGGGGCAUAAGAGCUUCCGGGUGGUACACCGGAGGCAGAUGGGACUGUCCAACCCAUUCCGGGGUCUCAUGAAGCUGGGCACCGUGGAGCGGCGGGGGGCAAUGGGCAUCUGGAAGGAGCUCUUCUGCGAGCUCUCCCCGCUGGAGUUCCGCCUCUACCUGAGCAACGAGGAGCACACCUGUGUGGAGAACUGCUCCCUGCUUCGCUGUGAGUCUGUGGGGCCAGCCCAUAGUGACGGGCGCUUUGAGCUGGUCUUCUCUGGCAAGAAGCUGGCCCUGCGCGCCUCCUCCCAGGACGAAGCUGAGGACUGGCUGGACCGGGUGCGGGAGGCCCUGCAGAAGGUCCGGCCUCAGCAGGAGGAUGAGUGGGUGAACGUGCAGUACCCAGACCAGCCUGAGGAACCCCCAGAGGCGCCCCAGGGCUGCCUCUCUCCCUCAGACCUGGUCUCGGAGCCCGCGGCCCUCCAGGGCACACAGUUUGACUGGUCGUCCGCCCAGGUUCCAGAGCCAGAUGCCAUCAAGGAGUCCCUGCUGUACUUGUACAUGGACAGGACCUGGAUGCCCUAUAUAUUUUCUCUGUCCUUGGAGGCUCUGAAAUGUUUCCGCAUCAGGAACAAUGAGAAGAUGCUGAGUGACAGCCACGGCGUGGAGACCAUCCGGGACAUCCUGCCAGACACCAGCCUUGGGGGCCCAUCCUUCUUCAAAAUCAUCACGGCCAAGGCUGUCCUGAAGCUGCAGGCCGGAAAUGCCGAGGAAGCCGCCCUGUGGAGGGAUCUGGUCCGCAAAGUCCUGGCAUCCUACUUGGAGACAGCCGAGGAGGCGGUGACCCUGGGCGGGAGCCUGGAUGAAAACUGUCAGGAGGUGCUGAAAUUUGCCACCCGGGAGAAUGGCUUCCUGCUGCAGUACCUGGUGGCUAUCCCCAUGGAGAAAGGCCUUGACUCCCAAGGCUGCUUCUGCGCAGGCUGCUCCCGGCAGAUCGGCUUCUCCUUUGUACGACCCAAGCUCUGUGCCUUCUCUGGCCUCUAUUACUGUGACAUCUGCCACCAAGACGAUGCCUCAGUGAUUCCGGCCAGGAUCAUCCACAACUGGGACCUCACCAAGCGCCCGAUCUGCAGGCAGGCCCUGAAGUUUCUGACACAGAUCCGGGCCCAGCCCCUCAUCAACCUGCAGAUGGUGAACGCGUCUCUGUACGAGCAUGUGGAGCGGAUGCACCUCAUUGGGAGGAGCCGGGAGCAGCUGAAGCUCCUGGGGGAUUACCUGGGCCUGUGCCGGAGUGGCGCCCUGAAGGAGCUCAGCAAGAGGCUCAACCACAGGAAUUAUCUCUUGGAAUCUCCGCAUAGGUUCAGUGUUGCUGACCUCCAGCAGAUCGCAGACGGGGUGUAUGAAGGAUUCCUCAAGGCCCUGAUUGAAUUUGCCUCCCAGCAUGUCUACCACUGCGACCUGUGCACCCAGCGCGGCUUCAUCUGCCAGAUCUGCCAGCACCACGACAUCAUCUUCCCCUUUGAGUUUGACACCACAGUCAGGUGUGCCGAGUGCAAGACCGUCUUCCACCAGAGCUGCCAGGCUGUGGUGAAGAAGGGCUGCCCCCGCUGUGCCCGCCGGCGCAAGUACCAGGAACAGAACAUUUUCGCCUGAUGCCCAUCUGCUGACCCCGCUCUGAAAGCCGGGGGUGAGUGUGGCUCAGCCAUCCCGGCUGGGUUUGCCAUCAGCCCAGGAUACUCACCGUGUCACAGCUGUGUCCCCUUGUCAGGAAGACCCUCAGAUGUGACCAGAGCACCGGCCUCCCAGAGAAAGCCCAGGAAGUCCCCGUGGUGUCCCCUGGCCCUCCCCCCACCCCUCUGCUGCAGGAGGCGUGGCCACCACCAGAUGCUCCCUGUCUUGGGGUAGACAGGGCCUUUUACUCACCAGGCCCUGGCUCACCAGCGUCCCGGCACCUCCGUUAGGGCUGCCCAAACACUGUGGAAAGGGUACUUGGGGAGCAUUUUCAAUUCCACAUUCCUGAUUAAAAGGUCUAGUUUUUUAAGGUGGGUUUUUCCCAUUCAUAUUUCAACAGAAAGUAUUUUUUUAUUCUUGACCCUACGUGAGUCACCCAUGAAAUCCAGACAUUCUCACCCCCAGCGGAUGCACAGGAGCCACUCAGGCCUGGCUUAGAGGCAGCGGGUGGCUGGUGGGCAGGCCACUGCUGGGACAGGGUCUAUGGGCCCACCCAGUGCCUUUCCUUGGCCCUCACUGCCAGUGCCAAACCGCCCCUCAGCAGGGCAGGGCCAGUCCUGGCGACCCCGGUUCCUCUGCGUCCUCUUUACUCCCCACCCCAGUGCGUCUCGCCUGCUGAGCCCACCGCUUUCUCAGCGUCAGAGCCCCUAGCUCUUCUCUAGCCUGGGGCCUUGGCCCCAUUAGGAGAAGGAGAAAUGACUGGAAACCAGCACUGUCAGCACUUUGAGCCCUCCUCGGUUUAUGGAGGGUCGCCGUCUUGCCCACCCCCGAUCCCUGUGCGCUCCUCACCCCUCUACAGACAGGGGCGCUGCUGCAGAUGCUCCAGGCCCACCUUGGUGGGUGCCCGGGGUCACACUCUCUGCCUGACUGACCCCUGCCAGGGCACAGAUAGGCAGGACCCCAGAGAGGGCAGGCAGCCGCGCCCUGCACUGUGGAGAAGUGACCUGGUCCUAAGCUGUGCAGGGCGUGCGGGGGAACUGCCCUGUGGAUGCAGCCACCACCUCACAAAGCCAUGAAUUCCCAAAGCAUCACUGAACUUGCCCAGCUGGGACACUGGAGACUGAAGAACUUCCCCGGAGCAGGACUGCCUUUGAAGGGGCCUUGGGGCUGGGGUGGGAGCCUGGAAUUGUUUUCAAAGUGGUGGUCAGACCCUCCAGGCUUCGGGGAAAUGUGGGUUUGCUGGUCUCUCUGUCGCCUUCCCCCACCUCUCCUGGACCUAGCAGGCCCUCAGUCCUAGCUGUCUUACCUGCGCUCAGCUUGGAGUCAGGCCUCAGGUGGAGAGCCGCAUGUCACUGUCAGAGAUGAGCCCACCCCCACCCUUCCCUGGGGGCGAUUAGCUGCUGAGUCACCCACCCAGCCUUGGAGCUGGAUGCCUGUGCAGCAGAACAGAGGCAACGGUGGCAGGCAGGUGGAGGCUGCGCACAGCUUCUCCCGGUCAUGGCACACACCUGUGCCCAGACGCCAUUGCCUCCUAAGCCAGGAGCUGGGUUAUGCACCACCAUGGCCCACAUUAACGGUCCACCACAAGCCCAGCCUAGUCAGAGCCCUCAUUGCCCCAUCCCUGAGUGGGCAGGAGCCUGGCCUGGGGAGGGCUUGGGCCUGUGAGGAUUCUCCCCGAAGGUGCCCUCGGAGGCAGCAGGUUUGAGGCCCUGGGGGGCCCGUUCCCCAGAAGCUGCCAGUGCUUUCAGAUGCAUUGACUCUUCCCGCCUACCCUCCCUCAGAAAGGUAGUGCCCACACUAUUUUUAAAAUGUUAUUUUAUGCAAUACACUGUUCCUAGUGAGCAGGGCUCUGGCCCUGAGGAGUCUUUGCAAUGUAUUGAAGGAAUUGCUGCCGUGUGAGUUUUGAAUGAUUUUGCAGUAAAGACUUGAUCUUUCUCAUCA
Messenger RNA from Pan troglodytes (chimpanzee), 5576 nucleotides. It is a transcript of the gene PLEKHM1, whose product is annotated as pleckstrin homology and RUN domain containing M1. The transcript has 12 exons. Lineage: Eukaryota; Metazoa; Chordata; Mammalia; Primates; Hominidae. The record is from RefSeq and is a predicted model, not a curated record. Bases 432 to 3617 code for a protein of 1061 amino acids.